GAAACACUCUGGUUACUAGGUGUGGUCUCUCAGAUGGCUUUAUAAAAUCACAAGCCUGAGGCUUUGCUCUUCCAGUCCCUAGCUUCCAGAGAAGUAAACUUUGAGCUGUGUGAGGCAAAAAGAAACUUGGAUCAAGAUGUCUUUUGUAUCAGAAUUUCUGAAGCAGUCCUGGUUCAUGGAAAAUCAGGAGCAGGACUACAUUAAACAUUCAAAAGGUGGAUCUGCAGUCCAUUCAUACCCUAACUUCAAUCCAUCAUCUGAUGCUGCUGCACUGGACCAAGCUAUGACUGUUAAGGGUGUGGAUGAAGCAACCAUCAUUGAAAUUUUGACUAAAAGAACCAAUGCGCAACGCCAGCAGAUCAAAGCUGUCUACCAGCAGACUAAAGGAAAGUCUCUUGAAGAAGCUCUGAAAAAAGCUCUGAAAAGCCAACUUGAAGAUGUUGUUGUGGCUCUCUUGAAAACUCCAGCUGAAUUUGAUGCUGAAGAACUCAGGGCUUCCAUGAAGGGUCUUGGAACUGAUGAAGAUACCUUAAUUGAAAUUCUGGCUUCCAGGAACAACAGAGAAAUCAGAGAUGCCACCAGGGCUUAUAAGGAAGUGUUUAAAAGGGAUCUAGCACAAGACAUUAUUUCAGAUACAUCUGGAGACUUUCAGAAGGCUUUGCUUUCUCUUGCCAAGGGUGACCGGGCUGAAGAUUUUCAAGUGACUGAUGAUCUUGCUGAUAACGAUGCAAGGGCCUUAUAUGAAGCAGGAGAGAAAAGAAAAGGAACAGAUAUAAACGUAUUCAUUACUAUCCUUACCAUGAGAAGCUAUCCACAUCUUCGAAGAGUCUUCCAGAAAUAUAGCAAGUACAGCAAACAUGACAUGAACAAGGUGCUGGACCUGGAGCUGAAAGGGGAUAUUGAGAACUGCCUGACAGCUAUUGUGAAAUGUGCUACAAGCAAACCGUCUUUCUUUGCUGAAAAGCUCCACCUGGCCAUGAAGGGCUCUGGGACCCGUCACAAGCAACUGAUAAGAAUCAUGGUUUCCCGUUCUGAAAUUGAUAUGAAUGAGAUCAAGGGAUAUUAUAAGAAGCUAUAUGGUGUCUCUCUCUGCCAAGCCAUUAUGGAUGAAACCAAAGGUGAUUAUGAAAGCAUUCUGGUGGCUUUGUGCGGUGGAGACAACUAAGUUUCAGAUUCUGCUGAUGCAUUCCAGCCUCAUUGCCAAGGACCAUUACCUUUGUCUCAGCCUUUACAACAUAUAAUAUAGGCUUUAAACAGAGGCAUCUCUAGUUUGGACUAUAGUCCACACAUGCUAUCUGGAAAAUGUAUAGCCUGGAAAAUAUAUUUUAAUAUCACUAUUAACUCUCUUUUUUCUACUAUUUAUCCAAAGCUAAAGAGCAUACUAAAGGUUCUGUUUGCUUUAGGAAAACUAUCCUUGUAAAAGGACAGUUUUUGCCUGAAAAGGCAAGUGCAGCUUUACAAAUAAAAUUAAAUUUAUGAAAAA
This is a messenger RNA of Alligator sinensis (Chinese alligator), 1483 nucleotides long. It is a transcript of the gene ANXA1, whose product is annotated as annexin A1. The record is from RefSeq and is a predicted model, not a curated record. NCBI's taxonomy places the organism in Eukaryota, Metazoa, Chordata, Crocodylia, Alligatoridae. Gene Ontology annotation, cellular component: cytoplasm; plasma membrane. The coding region runs from base 137 to 1165 and encodes 342 amino acids. The transcript has 13 exons. Gene Ontology annotation, molecular function: cadherin binding involved in cell-cell adhesion; calcium ion binding; phospholipase A2 inhibitor activity. Gene Ontology annotation, biological process: positive regulation of prostaglandin biosynthetic process; regulation of leukocyte migration; response to estradiol.